AUGCAAAGAGAACUGCACCUGCUGCGACAAGAACAAAAUAAUCAAAAAUCGCACCGCUUAUUACCCGACGUUAAAUUAAAUGAUAUACAAAAAACCAAAGCCGGUACAUUUACAUUGUAUGCAAAGGAUACUAAAAGCUUAAACGAACUCUUAACAAAAUUUGUUCCAGCACAAAUACAACACUAUCCAUCCACAAAUGAAAAUAUUUAUUCCACGCGUCAUCCAAAAAAUGUUGGAUAUACAGACAAGGAAGCAUUUGUAACAGGAGUAGAUGUUGAAAUAUCCCCACAAGAUAUAGAAGAAGUUUUAAAAGAUGAAUAUCAUGUUGAAAAAGUUGAACGUUUACGAAAUAAACAAAAAAAUGAACAUACUGCAUAUGAAGUGUUUAAUAUUAGUUAUCCACUCAGUACAAAAUUUACCCUUCAAACAAUGAAUGGCAUUGUGUUCAAAACAAGAGAUUUCAAUUUGUCACUUGGUGCUCAACGUUUUCUUGAUACAUUUUCAUUCUUAUUUUCAAUGACCAACGAUGCUGUUGCUUUGUCAUCGAAUGUUAUACAGCAUGAUUUAUCAUCAUCGAGAUCAAAGACAGUAGGACGUAUACUACUUGGUAUAUUUGGCGGAGUUGGAGUAGGUCUCACUGUGCUGGCAUUACCUUUUGUUACGCCAGCGUUACGUAAACACGCCUUACCUUAUGUUCCAGCUACAAAAGAACAAAUAACAAACAUAUUCCAUUUAUUAAAAAAUCGUAAUCGUCAAAUACAAUCUUUAGUCGAUUUGGGAAGUGGCGAUGGUCGAAUUGUAAGUGUAUUUGAAUCAAUUAAACAAGGUUUUAAACAAUCAACCGGUAUUGAAUUAAAUCGAGUACUAUUAUAUUAUUCACGAAUUUAUGCAUUAAUCAAUGGUGGUCGGUAUCCGUUGUCAUCAUGGAACUUCAAACGUGCGAAUAUUUGGAAACAUGAUUUAUCCAAAUAUGAAAAUAUUGUUAUUUUUGGAGUUGAUUCAAUGGAUAAUUAA
Messenger RNA from Didymodactylos carnosus, 1014 nucleotides. The record is from the annotation of a GenBank genome assembly. NCBI's taxonomy places the organism in Eukaryota, Metazoa, Rotifera, Eurotatoria, Philodinida, Philodinidae.